AUGGCUAAGAAAGGAGGCCGUAGAGAGAGAGCAACUUCGCCCGAAUCAACGCCAGGAACUCAGUCUAUGGCCAAGGUUUUCAGAGAUCAAACCCCAGGCGAAGAAUUCAAGGAACAAGUUGAACCAGUUCCAACAUCCCCACAGGUACCAUUAGCAGAAGAAGAGGACGAUGAUAUUGCAAAUGCCUCGUUUCCUGUCAAGAUUAUCUAUCAAGUCCAGGAUUUCUUGAAUGCCAAUAUGAACUUUUUAUACUUCGUGCAACUCUUAGUCUUUGGUUAUUUGAUCCAACUUUCAUACUUGAGCUACGAAAAAUUCGAGCAUUUGAAGGAUCUCUUGCCAAUCAUUGGCUUCAAUGCCAUUGGUGUGCUGAUUGGUUUAGGGUUCAGUUACGUCAGAGCCGAUGCCGAGGAGAGAAAGAAGUUACCUGACUUUGGGUACAUCUACAGUGUCUUGCUCCCAUUAUUUGUGGGGGUUUUGCAUUACAACCCAGACUUCUUUUUGGUCAACCUUUGUUUGAACUAUUUCAUUAUUGACAGAUUGAACCCAAUUUUCAGAACUUUUUCCAGCAUUGUCUUCUUCGAAAUGUACAAUGAGAACAAUACCAUGACUACGUUCAAUUUUCUCCAGAUCAGUGUUACCCAUGGGAUCCUUCUGUAUGCAUUGAACUUCAUCAAUGAUGGAAACUUAAACAGUGAAGUAUCGUCCAAGAAAGAACACUUGGAACCGAAUGCUGACUAUAACAAGAGUUUAAGAAAAUCAGAGAUCCAAUUGAUCACUUUGAUUCUCAGCAAUUUGUUAUUCAACAAGGAUUUGGUUGAUAAGCAUGUUCCUCUUGUGAUUCUCCAAAAAUUGGUGAUAAGUUUGAUUAGUUCGACAUUUAUCACAUACCCAAUUUUCUCAUUCAUUCCGGGAUUCGUCUCUAUGGCUUUGUUUGGCGGUGUUUUCUACUGGUUGACCAACUACCAAUUGAAGGCCCUGUUGAAUGCAGACAAUGCAGUUUUAUGGCUCUACAACUAUAUUUUUGAAGAUGAACAAAAGCUCUCAUUAUUGAAGAUUUGGGUUGGAAUUUUGGCAGUUGUGAUCCCCUUUGUAUUUUACAAUGUGGACAGAUUUUCCCUCAAUUCCAGAAGGAAGAUAUGGCAUCUCGUUAUCGUGGGAGUUUUGUGUGUUAGCCCUAAGGUUCUUAUUGAAGAAGUGGAAUUCACCUUGAUUUGCAUGCUUGGAUCCAUCAUCUUAUUUGUGGUAGUGGAAAUUGUAAGAUUUAACCAGCUCACCUUCAUCGGCAAAUUUUUGUUCGAUAGACUCGUUAAGUUCCAAGACUUUAAAGAUUUGAAGGGACCUUUGAACUUGUCCUACAUUUAUUUGUUGGUGGGUAUCUCCAUUCCAAUUGUGUACGAUUACACUUCUGGCCAAUUAUCCCUUAUCAGAUACAUGGGUUUAGUUGGUCUCGGGCUCGGUGAUGCCCUGGCUUCUGUCGUGGGAAAGAGAUUUGGAAGUAUCAAGUGGAAAGGUAAUGACAAGUCAGUUCAGGGCUCAGUUGCGUUCGUGGUGGUUACCUUUGGAUCGUUUGUUGUAAUUGACACUUUCCUCAGUGGCCUCACUAGUCUGUAUGUUCCUGUUAACAACAACUGGGAGAACCUCUUUGUGUCUGUUCUCAUUGCCGCACUUUUGGAGGGUUCAUCAGACUUGAACGAUAACUUCUUUGUCCCAAUAAUAUUACCUAUUGCUUAUGAGGUUUUGAAUAUGUGCUUCAAGCACUAA
This is a messenger RNA of Suhomyces tanzawaensis NRRL Y-17324, 1761 nucleotides long. Its product is annotated as dolichol kinase. The coding region runs from base 1 to 1761 and encodes 586 amino acids. NCBI's taxonomy places the organism in Eukaryota, Fungi, Ascomycota, Pichiomycetes, Serinales, Debaryomycetaceae. Gene Ontology annotation, cellular component: endoplasmic reticulum membrane. The transcript has a single exon. The record is from RefSeq and is a predicted model, not a curated record. Gene Ontology annotation, biological process: dolichyl monophosphate biosynthetic process. Gene Ontology annotation, molecular function: dolichol kinase activity.